UUUCAACCAUGAACUAACCUAAAAUCUGUCAAGUAAUCGUUAAAUAUCUAUCAAAAAUGUCUAAAAAGCGCAAUUUUCUCCUAAUUUUCUUAAUAAUCCCUUUAAUUGCAUAUACAAAAGCUGAUUUAAACGAUCAAUCCCAAGAAAAUGACGACAAAGAACGCUAUAUAAUCGAAGGAAAAGUGUAUCCUUUCGACGCCCCAUUUUCUCAACAAAACUGGCAAGCAAAUACAAAAAUUCAAUUAAACGGUGGUGAGUACUUGGGUUUUGUUAAAGAAGACGGCUCAUUCAUCGUUCAUAACAUCCCAUCGGGAUCAUUUAUUCUCGAAGUAAUAAAUCCUGAGUUAUCGUAUGAACCUGUUCGUGUUGAGAUCAAUUCUAAGGGAAAAUACCGAGCUCGAAAAGUAAAUCAUAUCCAAACAGCUCAAAUAAUUCAAGUGCCAUAUCCGUUACGUUUGAAACCGUUGGGUAAAACUAAAUAUUUUCAAAUUCGGGAACAAUGGAGGGUUACCGAUUUUAUUUUCAAUCCAAUGGUUCUUAUGAUGGUUUUACCUUUAAUUUUGGUGAUGGUUUUACCAAAAAUGAUGAACGAUCCGGAAACAAAGAAAGAAAUGGAAAAUUUGGGGAGUUUAACUAAAUUUCCGGAUGUUUCCGUUUCUGAUUUUGUGACAAAUUGGUUUACCGGGAAUCCCCCAAAUCAACAACAACAACAACAGGGAAAUAAAAAGAUUAAAGCCAAAAGGGCGGUACAAAGACAGUAGAAAUUAAUUUUAACAAUUUUUAUUUUUUGGGUAGACUUUUGUAGCAAGAUGAUAAAUUUAAAUAGUAAUUCUUG
Molecule: messenger RNA, 835 nt
Organism: Onthophagus taurus
Lineage: Eukaryota; Metazoa; Arthropoda; Insecta; Coleoptera; Scarabaeidae
Gene: EMC7
Product: ER membrane protein complex subunit 7
Cellular component (GO): EMC complex
Source: RefSeq, a predicted model, not a curated record